AUGCCAGACCGUCGUUGGGCCAAGCUCAAGGCAAAGCUGUUAUUGCGGCGAUCGUCGUCAACAUCGUCCGUUCCCGCCGCCACCAGCGACAUUAUUGCCGAGAACAAUCCCCAUAAUGCCCACGCCCAACAGAGUUGCGCCCCGGGACAAUUGGACGAUUCGAUCGCGGAUUGUCCCCCAUCGCGACCCAUCAGUUCCAACCGGCGUGCGGUAUCAUUACAGGCUGUGCCCCAAGCCUUGAAGCUGAAGAAGAAGGAGGAGGAGGAGGAGGAGGAGGAGGAGGAGAAGGAGGAGAGGCCAGAAGAGGAGGACGAUCGGGCGAGUGCAGCUGAAGGGAGGCGGACAUCGGUGAUUGGCUCGAAAGGCGGGCGGUCGAGGGGAUCGUUGGAGGAGGAAGAAAAGCAGGUCGAGAAGUUGGAGAACUGCAACUUCAAGUCGAAAUCCUCCUCUCCCCCCGAACCGGUCGCGGAACAACGUGAGGGACAACGGCACUCGCUCCUCGUUCCUCCAGGUGCCAGUGCCGGUGCUGGUCCCAGUGCUUCCCCCCAGCGUCAGCAAUUGGACGCGACGACUUCUUGCGAUCGUGUUCGCCCCGCGCCCUGCAGGCGUCACAGUCACGGUCCCUUUUCCGAGCACGUCCUUUCCCCACCCCCGACAACUCUAUCGCCAGAUCUGCUCCCUUCGCCUUCUCCUACCCCUCCUCUCCCUGUCUCUGAUCGUGGUGUUCUUUCAGCCUCUUUUCAGUUUGGCCAAACUCAAGGCUCCGAUCGCCUGGGGCCUACGGUCGCGGAGCCGCAGUUGCCCGUGUUGGAUGUCGUUGCGGAGAUUCCGUCGGUCGAACCAGAAUUUCAAUCCUCCUCCAACCAUACUCCCGCUCCUUCCUUCCCAAAACGUCCCAGUCUAGGCUCCCGUCGUCAGUCGCUGCUGGCCCCGUCUCAUCAACACCUGAUCAACAGCCUGUUGGAUCCUGGUUUGACCGCAGAGCCUGAGACUAACGGUAACGGUCGCUCCGCCACCUACAGUACAGGCAUGUCUCGCAAGAUCUGGGUCAAGCGGCCAGGCGGAUCGGCCACCUUGGUCCCCAUCUCGCUCGAUUCUUUGGUGGACGAGCUACGGGACCAGGUGAUCUUGAAGUACUCGAACUCGCUUGGCAGAACCUUCGAUGCCCCCGAUAUUGUCAUUCGCAUUACUCCGCGAGAUGGAUCGAAUAGGCAGGCUACUCCUGAUCGCAUGCUAAGCCCCGAGGAGCCGCUGGCAAGCGUGGUGGACACAUAUUACCCGGGUGGUCAAGCUAUCGAGGAAGCUUUGAUUAUCGAUAUCCCUUCGCGUCGCACUCCAAAACCUUCUCCACGCCAUUCAGUAUACUACAACCACCAUCAUUCCGAGCCGGGCGAGCAUGGCGAGUACUUUCCGCUCAUGCCGGCGAAUCCCAGUGUUCCCACGCCGCCGACACAUCCGUCAACCUCGUCCGCCAGUGUUAAUGCUCAUCCUGCCCCAUCGAUAUCAAUACUGACGACAGGAAUGGCCCCUCCGCUGCCUUCUCCAGGGAGUCGCGGGACUCGACAUCCCCGUCGGCCGCCCCUGACUCGCCAUGCCACCAACUCACCCACCAUCCUCAAUCAGGCGCCAACAGCGAAAGACUCCGGGAUCGUUCCCAGCAGUAUCCCUCCGCAGCCUGCUCCGUCCAUCCCUACUCCGCCAGGCCCGCCGCCAGAAUCCCCUCAGGCCAAAUCUCUUACCCCUCCAGCACGCGGGGCAUCCCCGCGUCCACGUCCCUCCACAUCCUCCGCGAAGCCGAAGAAGACCAGCGCAGCACAGGCAUUAAGCGGGGUCUUUGGAGGCCUCAUCGAGGGCACGGUACCGCCCAUCAACGUCUUGAUCGUAGAGGAUAAUAACAUCAACCAACGUCUCUUGGAAGCUUUUAUGAAACGUCUCAGCGUCCGCUGGAAGUGCGCGGCGAACGGUGAAGAGGCGGUGAACAAGUGGCGCCAGGGUGGUUUUCAUCUUGUCUUGAUGGACAUCCAAUUGCCCGUCAUGAACGGCCUGGAUGCGACCAAGGAGAUCCGCAGGCUCGAACGCCUGAACGGUAUCGGUGUGUUUCCCAAGACUGCUGACGGGCGGUCGAGCGCUGCCACUGCCAAUGCGGCCUCGCCCUCGGCAAUUGCGGGCAGUCGGGAACCUCUGAAGGCAGAGGAUACAUUACACGAUCUGUCUCUGUUUAAGAGUCCCGUCAUUAUUGUAGCCCUGACCGCGAGCAGUCUGCAGAGCGAUCGUCAUGAGGCUCUUGCAGCUGGCUGCAACGACUUUUUGACCAAGCCGGUUCGCUUUGAAUGGCUGGAGCAGAAAGUGACAGAAUGGGGCUGCAUGCAAGCCUUGAUCGACUUUGAAGGCUGGCGCAAAUGGCGCGGUUACGCCGAUGACACUCAGCCUUCGCCCACGUCUGAUGGCCAUACGAGUCCCAUGCAAACUGGCGGAGACGGAGUUUCGCGGAAACAGUCCCCUGUUAUACCUCUCUCACCAUCCUCUACUUUGAGUCAAGGAGCCACCAAGAAGGACCGCAAAACCCCCAGUUUCCCUAAACCCAUCGACGUUACACCCGAAGACUCUUCCGGCAGCGGUAGCGGCGAGGGCUUGGACUCACCUGCCAGUCCUGUAACAUCAGUCCCUGUUCCAGACGGGCCUGCAGAUCUCGAUGCACUCUAG
Aspergillus tubingensis is the source of this 2703-nucleotide messenger RNA. Its product is annotated as response regulator. The record is from RefSeq and is a predicted model, not a curated record. The transcript has 3 exons. Gene Ontology annotation, molecular function: protein kinase activator activity; phosphorelay response regulator activity. Lineage: Eukaryota; Fungi; Ascomycota; Eurotiomycetes; Eurotiales; Aspergillaceae. Bases 1 to 2703 code for a protein of 900 amino acids. Gene Ontology annotation, biological process: osmosensory signaling via phosphorelay pathway. Gene Ontology annotation, cellular component: Mcs4 RR-MAPKKK complex.